UGCGGAGAGAGGAGUACGAACAAAGCGAGACCACGCCAGGCCUGGGCGGCGGCGCACCAGGGCGAGCGCCCUCCCCGAAGCAGCUCCCAGUCCAGCCCCCCCGAGCGAGAGAACGGGGCAUUGCACUGGCUGCACAGCCUCGGGGCGCCCAGCUCGGUCCUGCCAGUCUAGAUCUGCGAGCCCGGUAGAGAGGUCGAGGCUGGGAACCCGGGAGCGCGGAGCUGACCGCGGUGCUGAGCAAGGCCGAGACUUGCCACAUUCCUGCUUCCCAGCGCUGUUGGUGAUUGGCAGCAUGGAGUUGAAAAGAGGAAAAACCUUCAUUAAAUCCAGCCUGCACAUUUCCCAUGAAAAACCCCUGGACUCCACAGCCAUUGCUCCAACAAGGGAGGAAGCUGGCCCCCAAUCAGUCUCACCAGGACAGCCGCCAUGGCCCCAAGGUGAGAGGUGCUCCCAGCUCAGCCCCCAAACACAAGGAUAUAACAGAAACAUCAACAAGGGUGUGCAGGUAGACCCUGAAGUGGGGGCUACUUUCAAACUGGUGCGGAAGAGCAAGACUCAUGAAAAUGUGUCUGGGGCUUCAGGGCAACUUGUGGGCAGUGCCAGCUUCCCAGAGCCUUCAGGCAAUCAACGAAUGAUCGACUACCGUCACUUUGUGCCCCAGGUGCCCUUUGUGCCAGCUGUGGCCAAGAGCAUCCCAAGGAAGAGAAUUUCCCUGAAAGGACCCAAGAAGUGCUUCCGGAACUUAUUCCACAUCCGCAGAAACAAGACCGAGAACUUGACUUCCUUCGAAACGAAGGGGAAGAGGUUGUUCUCCAAGGGCUCAUCAGAAAGUGGAGGGCGGCAGGGCAAGGCUCUUUGCACCUUGGGUGAGGGGCUGGGGCUAGAUAGUCAGUCUCAGGACCUAUCUGACUUUGAGCCCCUACCCGAGACCUCCCUUGACCUCUGCAGAGUGUUGUGUGAAGAUGUGGCCUCACUCAAGAGCUUUGACUCCCUUACAGGCUGUGGAGAAAUCUUUGCAGAUGAGAACUCAGCACCAUUCCUGGAGUUGAAUGAGGAUCUUGGGAGUCCAGAUCCAACACCAGAGUGCAAAGCACCCCAGGGCCCCUUCCAGGGUGGUGUGGAGCAGCUGGCUUCACCUGCUCAAAAUGAGGCGUCUGACUUUGCUAAAUUCUGGGACAGUGUAAAUCACUCAGUGAAACAACACCAACGUGCCCUGGUGGGCUCAUGGCUGGGAGGCCCCCCAAAGUCUGAAACAGAUCGUUCUAAGCUGGACAUAGCUGGACUUGCUGAGCUCCCCCUGUGUCCCUGCAGGGACCCACCCAAUACCUCCAAAGCCAGUUCCAUAGACACUGGCACCCCCAAGAGUGAGCAGCCAGAGUCUGUGUCCACGAGUGAUGAAGGCUACUAUGAUUCCUUCUCCCCAGGUCUUGAGGAGGAAAAGAAGGAGAUCCUGAGCCCAGGCACACCCUCAGCUGCUUUCCCCCGGGACAGCUAUAGUGGAGACGCCCUCUAUGAGCUCUUUUAUGACCCCAGUCAGGGCCCUGCUGACCCCAGUCUGGACAAUGACCUCUGUGUGUCUGAGAGUCUGUCAGGGCCCCUCCAUGGAACACCGCUGUCCAUGUGCAGUUUCCACAUGGGAGCUGAAGAAAACUUGGCACCAGCGCCAGGCCCAGACUUGCUCAGUCAAGGCUUCCUGCAGAGCUCCUGGAAGGGGAAGGAUUGUCUGCUGAAGCUCUGUGACACUGAGCUUGCCAUCACCAUGGGCAUCAUUAAUUGGCUGCGUCGUGGCCCUGAGGUCCACUCUCCAUCUGCCCCUACUCCUGGGAAACCUGCAGCUGCAUAUGGAGGAGCAGCAGAAAAGCCAGGGAUUGGCUCUGAGCAGACAAGCCAGCAAUCAGGGAAACUGGAGGGCACAGGAGCCCGGGCCUCUGGUGCAGGUAGGAAUACUACAGGUUCAGCUGCUGGCAGGCAGGGACCGUGGACACAUUCUCGUCCCCAAAACCUAUUUUUGGGGGAGAAGGAGGCCCAAGGAAAAGUCAAGAAAGAAACCAGAUCUCCCACAAGGGAUCCCUCUUCUGAUCAUAUGCAGGUAUCCUGUGAAGAAGGGACUCGAGGCUGCCCUAAUGGCUCAUUCUUGUCUGUGGAUUCUGCAUCUUUGGAGAAAACAGACACUCUGAGCAAAAAUAAAGUCCCAAAGCCCUCUGUUUGGCCAAACACGUUGGGGUGUUUUCAAGAUCCCUGGGGGCCAGGUCUUGGAGGAAGCACUCUGGAUACAGAAACUACCUUGACAGGCUGUGUGGCCCAGGUUGCUGCCCUAAAAAUCCACGAAACCUGCCAGAUCCCAGCUACGCAGCCACUGAUGCAUGCCACAGGCAGGGGGUGCUUUGGGAAGACUCAGGCCAGAUGCCCUGACAUUCUGGAACAGAAACAACCUAAUGGCUUCCCUAGUGUGGCUGCCCUCCAUGGCCUGCCUUCCCUGAUCAGCCCACUCCACAGCCCAGAGAACCAGAGUUGCCCAGGUUAUAUCCUGAACUUGAGCCACCUCAGAGUAGAACCCACUAGACUAGAUGCAAAGAUUCAUUCUUCAGUGGAGGACCCUUCCCUGUGGCUCAGCCUGAGAGCUAUUGAGCCAGCAGUGCACAGGGGACAUCUGGACUCUUAGUCCUUGCUGUCCAGCUGAGCAUCUGGCGUCACCUAGAGGAAAGCUGGGUCUUGCCCCAGACAACCAGCAGAAGGUUGUUGCAAGUAUCCCAGAAAGUACACUGCAGUUUUCUCAUUCGUGCAGGCCUUCUCUGCAGCCAUCUAGAAUGAGGGGGCCCAGACAGACCACAACUAAACUUCAUAGAUAGCUGGGGCUCACACUUAACAGGAUCUACUUCUUUGUGACCUCAUGAAAAAUAAGCUAAAACCCAAAAGUCCUAUCCUAUGUCCCUGAAGUGAGGGCUGUACUAAGGAGAAGGAAGGCCACAAAGCUCAGGCAAACAGAGCAUCAUCCAGGCAUGAAUCCACAAGCUUUGCCACUUUUUAUAGGUAACACAAGACCAAGAACAGCUAUUGUUGUUGUUAGUGCCCACUCCUGCCCAAGGGAAUAAGGAGUCUGAUGCCAGAGGUUGACUUUGAAGGGGCUAUGCCUGGCUACUCCUAACACAACAUGACAGGAGCUUGAAUUGAACUGACAGAAAGAAAAUAGUAUGUAUUCUAACUGGAAGUAAAUUCUAAAUUGAAAGUAUUCUAAACUGGGAAGUAAAUUGAUCCAGUAGGCCUGCACAGGGGGUGGAAUAAAAAAUGUGUGAACCAGGAAUCAGAAAUAGGACGCAGGAGAAGAAAGCAAGGAAAGGAAAGAAGGCAAGAAAAAGGCAAGAUGGAGGCUGAGGAUGAGCUCAAAAGCAUCUCUCAGGAUGCUUUACCAUAAAAACAAGAGCAGACAUACCCUCAUCUCAGCAUGAAUCUCAAUUUGAGAUGUCAGACACUACCAUACAGCCAGGGCUGUUCAGAAGCUAACUACCAUAGUCGAUGGGUGUUACCGAAUUCCUUGAUUACAAACCAUCCCAUGUAAGUAACAAUUUCCUUGAGCCAUGGAUGAAAAAUUUCUUUUCGGGAAGAAGCUUAUUGGUUCUCUCCAAUUCCUCCACUCUUUUUCCUCCACACACUCAACACCUUACUUCCUCUCUUAGGAAAAACUCAAUCCUGAGUAGGGCAUCAAAAAUUAUAGAGGACCUAGUCCUUAGAAAGGGCAGGUGUCUGUUCUAACUGGCUCAGUAUAGCCAGUGUCCUGCAAGAUGCUCUCUGUUUUGGUUCAGCCUCAGCCAGGCUGAGACAGUGGAGUGGAAAAGGAUUAAGUUGCCACAGGAAGGGAAGAAUGGAGGUAUUCCAGACAAAAGGGAUCUGUUCCAAAUGGAGGGAUGCCAACAAUAUGAGAAAUAUCCCUCUGGAUGUUCUGAGAAUUUGUUUUAGGCUAAAAUAAAGUUCCAUAACCCCAUUAAAUGCUAACAGGAAGCUACCAUGUUCAGAAUUCAGGUAGCACAGUUUAGGCUCAAAAGUCCAUGGCAAGGCUCCUGACCAGGAUAUUCAAACCUGAGCUGCUGAUGUGACUGGCCUUCCUUGGAAGUCUCAUGAAACUCAUCUUCCCUGGACUGCCACAAAGGAUCAUGGAGAAGCAUCAUCAAGCCUUGUUUUGAGCAGGUCAUUAUUGAAGGACUCACUUCACCAAUCUAAAAUGCAGUUGUUAUGUUCAUUUCUCAGACAUGGGGACUUCAGCGCUGUGUGCUCUGUGGCCUUCCCUGGACACACACAGCAAUGUGUGAGGUUGAUGGGGUUGGCCUACAGCCCAGCUCCAAGGCUUCCAGGUACCUGGAACUUAUUUGGAUGAGGUCAAGCUGGGUUCACUUCUCCUGGAGCCUCCCCCACUUGCAGAAACACCAUGUGUCAUCGGUAUGUCACUGUCACAUUGUGUCCAGUGAGUUGGAUGAGCCCAGGGGUGUGGCCCCAAUUGAGUCAAAAUGUUGUCACUCUGUAUUGUGCCUGAACAGAGUUAAUGCUGAGUAAAUAUUUGUGGAAAGAAA
Molecule: messenger RNA, 4562 nt
Organism: Suncus etruscus (white-toothed pygmy shrew)
Lineage: Eukaryota; Metazoa; Chordata; Mammalia; Eulipotyphla; Soricidae
Gene: AMER3
Product: APC membrane recruitment protein 3
Exons: 2
Coding region: 293-2662 (789 amino acids)
Biological process (GO): regulation of canonical Wnt signaling pathway
Cellular component (GO): plasma membrane
Molecular function (GO): beta-catenin binding; phosphatidylinositol-4,5-bisphosphate binding
Source: RefSeq, a predicted model, not a curated record